AUGAAAGACACGAUCGAGCAACCGGACAACAGCGUUUUAAAGCACGGAUACCUGCUCAAACAAAGCGAAGUUCUAAAACAGUGGCAUCUGAGAUAUUUUGUGCUCAGCAAAGAAUGCUUGUGUUAUUAUCGGAGCGAACAGGAGGCAAGAGAAGAUCAGAGCGCUCCUAAAGAGCUUAUUUUCUUUAAUGACAUGUCGCUGUACAUAGACGAACUCCCAGACAAGCAAACGAAGUACUGUUUGAAGAUCGUAAAGAGAUCCCUUUCGCCCAAGGUACCAACUCGAACUGUCCUUCUCUGCUGUUUUUGCGAACACGAAAGAAAUGAAUGGCUGUCGCAGAUUCUCCAUGCAAAAGCAUUCGAUCUGGUUGUUGAUCCGACUGCAUGGAUCGGAAAUGAGGACUCUUCGGUCGGCGAUGUCUUUGAUAUGAACCAUGAACAAGAGAGUUCAGUACGAGCAGACAAGCUUGCCACAGCAAAAGAGGUUUUUCGAAAAUGCCGCCGUAAGCUUUCCCUGGGUGCGAACCCAAGAGGGGAUUCCGCUCCGAGCAGCUUGUUUCCAGAUGACUCGAACUUAUAUAAAAGACGAAAAUCACUAACAGUAGAUCCAGAAUGGAGAAAAGCAUUGAUGGCUAUUUAA
Porites lobata is the source of this 639-nucleotide messenger RNA. The record is from the annotation of a GenBank genome assembly. Lineage: Eukaryota; Metazoa; Cnidaria; Anthozoa; Scleractinia; Poritidae.